Molecule: messenger RNA, 2140 nt
Organism: Tachysurus vachellii
Lineage: Eukaryota; Metazoa; Chordata; Actinopteri; Siluriformes; Bagridae
Gene: asb14a
Product: ankyrin repeat and SOCS box containing 14a
Exons: 10
Coding region: 170-1939 (589 amino acids)
Biological process (GO): intracellular signal transduction
Cellular component (GO): cytoplasm
Molecular function (GO): protein binding
Source: RefSeq, a predicted model, not a curated record
CUGAGUUUAGCUGAGAGGUCGUACAACAUUUAACAGCGAUAUAACUCUUAAGGUGCUUCUGGAAUAACACAGGAUGAAGUUGGAUAUUAAAUGCGUCAGUCUUCCAGAGUGUUUUCUUUGGUGUUCAUGGUGAGGAAGGUGUGUUGUGGAGGUCUCAGUUUCUGUAGUUAUGGAUUUCCAGACGUCAGGAGAGAUUUUCGAUGAAGAUGUGGCAACUCAGUACAUGAUAGAACAGAGCCUUCUGGCAAAUAAUAAACAGACUGAAUUUAAGGACAUCUUCUCUGAAGAUGGAUGCAGGUUAAUCCAGACUAGUCCAGAAAGGGAUAGAAUAUCCAGUGCUAUCAAACGAGGUGAUGAAGCUGAGCUUUGUAAGCUCACAAUCCACCAGUCUUCUUUCUCCGAGGAGGACACUGCCGGCCUGAUUCCCUUACAUGAGGCAGCCGUGCAGAAUAAUCAGUGCAUCCUGGAGAUCGCUUUCAAAGCAUCUCCCACAGACGCUAAGUCCAGAAGAAGUCAUCGGGGCAAGACGGCCCUUUUUUUGGCUGUAGAGAAAGGUCUCUUGGAAAAUGUUUGCUAUCUUUUGGACAAUGGAAGCAGCCCAGAUUGCCUGGACAAUGAUGAUGAUUCACCUCUCGGCACUGCUAUACGUAACAACCAUUUUGACAUGGUAAAGCUCCUUCUCUGCUUUAAUGCCAACGUAAACCAAAAGUUGGCGCACUGCCGAACAGCCCUUCACGAAGCUGCUCGUUUAGGCCUGACAGAUAUUGCAAUGCUGCUGCUGAAGUCCGGAGCUGAUCCUGAUCCCAGGAGCACGUACGGCCUCACGCCUCUGGCCCUGGCAGCACAAUGUGGUCACUUGGAGAUAGUACGGGAACUCCUGCAACGAGGAGCUGACGUGGAUUGUCAAGCUCAAGACUGGGCCACUAUCCUAUAUGAAGCAUCUGCAUCCGGGAACCCUGAUGUCAUCUCUCUGCUUCUGGAGUAUGGUGCUGAUGCUAAUAUUCCCAAACACACAGGCCACCUGCCAAUCCACAGAGUGUCCCAUCGCGGAUAUGUGAAAUCUCUGGCUCUGCUGAUCCCUGUGACCACAUUUGAGGCAGUAGAAGACAGUGGUAUGAGCCCCCUGCACUCAGCAGCAGCUGGCGGUCAAACACAAUGUCUAGAGAUGCUCCUCAAUGCCGGCUACGAUCCCAACUUCAUGCUUCAACCCUGGGUGAGGCGCAAUUAUGACGACCAGCGCAGGUCUGUCUUGUAUUUCGCAGUAACCAAUGAAGACAUAUGCUCCACCAAAAUGCUCCUGGAGGCCGGUGCGAUGCCCAACCAGGACCCGGUGAAGUGCUUGCAGGUGGCUUUGCGAUUAGGCAACUACCAACUGAUCGACACCCUGCUGAGGUACGGCGCCAACGUCAAUUACUUCUGCAGGGUGAACACCACACACUUCCCUUCGGCAAUACAGUACGCCCUGAAGGAUGAGGUUCUGCUGAGGAUGCUCUUUAACUACGGAUACGACGUGCAACGCUGCUUCGACUGUCCGUACGGAGACAAAGCUCACGUGCCUGAUGAUUAUGAGGGUUGGAGCAAUACUGUCAUCAAAGACACCAUGUUUUGUGAGGUGAUAUGUGUCGACUGGCUGAAGCAUCUUUCUGGUAGUGUGGUGCAUAUCAUGUUAGAUUACGUUGAUCACGUCAGGUUUUGCUGCAAAAUGAAGGCAACCCUGAUGGAGCAAAAGCAGUGGCCAGAAAUCUGCAAGAUUCAAGAGAACGCACGCUGCUUGCAGCACCUGUGCCGACUGACGAUCAGGAGAUGUUUGGGACGUUUGCGUCUCAGAGCUCCAGUGUUCAUGAGCUUCCUGCCUUUGCCGAAACGCUUGAAGGAUUACAUCUUAUACAGAGAGUAUGAUCUUUAUAGGCAGACGCAUGAACGGAAAAGUUCAAAAUGAGAUUUGAUUCUACAAAUGAUUCUGUCAUCAGCUUGGCUAGUUUUAGCACUGGUUUUAACUGAACAUGUAGAAAAAUGUAUAGAUUGAAAUUAAUGAACAAUUUGUGUUUUGUAAAGAUGUUUAAAAUGUUUUAAUGACAUUAAAAUGUGUAUUAAUGUAAUGUCUUGAAAAAACAUUGUAAGUCAAGUACUGUAUGUAAAU